AUGACAUGAUGACCAGUACAAAAUAGCGAUUCCUAGUGAUUGGUUCGUGUGACAUCCUCGGCGUUUAUUUGAAGCUCGUUUUUGCAUUUUUCAGCGGGGGAUUGAAUUCGUAAUACUAUUCCUUUCCCUCCACCUUUCCUGCAUCGGCAGUUUUAGGAGCGGGAAACCCUGACACAUCGGAAAUGCACAUUAUAAAAUUCAUCGUACCCGUCGGAUUCAUGAACUUAACCCGAAAUUUCGCAGUUGUAGCAGCAAUGAGCGGAAACAAGGAUUACAAAUCGGCUACGUCGAUUUACGACUUCACGGUGAACUCCAUCAGGGGAGAGGAAGUUCCUUUGUCCAAAUAUAAAGAUCACGUGUGCUUGAUCGUAAACGUCGCUUCGAAAUGCGGCCUCACAGCAACGAAUUACAAAGAACUGAAUGAACUAUACGACGAGUAUGCUGAAUCUAAAGGAUUACGAAUUCUAGCAUUUCCUUGUAACCAAUUCAAUGGUCAAGAGCCAGGGAACAACGAGGAGAUUUGCAGUUUUGCCGAUCGCCAGAAAGUAAAAUUCGAUUUAUUUGAGAAAAUUGAUGUGAACGGAAAUAGCACGCAUCCUCUUUGGGCAUAUUUGAAGAAAGAGCAAGGUGGCCUGCUGGGUAACUUCAUAAAAUGGAACUUCACCAAGUUCAUCGUGAAUAAAGAGGGCAAGGUCGUCGAGCGACAUGGUCCUAAUGUAGAUCCCCACAAGUUGAAAGAUUCUCUUGAAAAAUAUUUUUAAAUUGUAUCUUCCUAUAUAAUUUUCGAAGGUGGAUAUUUCUUAUAGUAUAAACAAAUUAAAUAGGAGAUUUUUAAAUUUAUAUAUUAUGUUUGAACGAAUUUUGUAGAUUUUUUGCAAUAUGAAAAACUUCGCACAUAUAAAAACUUAUUCUUUCCUUCUUGCAUAUUACGUACAAUAUUAGGCACAAUAACCUAUUUUUAAAUUCUUUUUCGACAUAUAUAUAUAUAUAUAUAUAUAUAUAUAUAUAUAUGUAUGCACAUAUUUUAUAUUUCGUAAUGUGUAAUUGUGAAUUGUUUAAGUAACUGGAAAUCAAUAUUACGUGUUUGCACAUUCCUCAUCUUUAUAUAUGUAUAUCCACAAGUUUCAUUUAAAAUAAAGGUAAUUAUGUACUUUAACCGCGUUGAUGACUUUGACAUAUGUCGUCAAGAUCAUGACCCUAAGUAACCUCCAAAAGGUUUUAGAUAAUGGUCGUCCUUCGUUAAGAAGUUAUUGACAAAUAUAAAUUAAUUCCUAAAGACUUCCUUAAUGAUACAAAAUGAUUGUAUAUAACAGAACGUUAGGAGUCAAGCAUGGUAAUUCUUGUGCAAAUCAAUACAGUUAACAAAACCACUUUAUUAAUAAUUAAUCCGCUUACAUGUUUCGGCUCACUUUUGGAUCAUCCUCAGAGACAAUACGAUGUUGUAAUUACAAAAAAUUUUUUAGAAAUUAAUUCAUUUCAGAGUGAAUCAACUCCACCUAUUAACGGAAACUAUAAUAUAAAAUCGUAUUGUUUCUGAGGAUGGCUCAAAAGUGAGCUGAAACAUGUAAGCGGAUUAAUUAUUAAUAAAGUUGUUUUGUUAACCGUAUUGCAUAAGAAUUACCCGUGCUUGACUCUUAUUGCCCUGUUAUAUUUAAUCAAGUUAUUAACAAAAAAAAUUUUAGAAAUGACAGUUUAUUUCUGCUACAUAUAGUAUUAAAAACUACUCGGUAAAUAUGUCGAAGACGGGAGCGCCAAUGAUCUUGUUCUUGACAUAUGUUGUCAAGAUUAUGAUUCUGAAUGACUUCCAAUAGAUUUUAGCCAUCGUUCGUUAUUCGUUAAAAAGUGUUGUAUAUAUUAACAAAAAAAAAUUCAUUUUUCAAACUUUUUUGUUAAUAACCUUUUAACGAACAGCGACGGCCACCUAAAACCUGCUGGAGGUCACUCAAGAUUAUGAUCUUGUCCACAUAUGUCAAAAUCAUCGGCGCAGUGUCCCUUAAUAUUAAUAAUUACCGAAAAAUUUAUUACACAAAUUAGACCUUUAACUCUAAAUAGCUCAGAAACUAUAAGAGAUUGCCACCUAGUUGUUAAGGCAAAGUUAUUCAGAAUCAUGAUCUUAACAACAUGUUAAGGUCAUCGAUGCAGUAUCCCUUAAAGUGCAUAAUUACCAAAAUAAAUUCUUAAA
Molecule: messenger RNA, 2182 nt
Organism: Acromyrmex echinatior (Panamanian leafcutter ant)
Lineage: Eukaryota; Metazoa; Arthropoda; Insecta; Hymenoptera; Formicidae
Gene: Gtpx1
Product: glutathione peroxidase-like 1
Biological process (GO): response to oxidative stress
Molecular function (GO): peroxidase activity
Source: RefSeq, a predicted model, not a curated record